AUGAACACACAUGAAGGCGCUGAUAUCUUGUCGAAGCUUGGAAGUAUGUUAAUAUAGGUUUUUGAAGGGAUUUUUGAGGGUUAAAGUUUGUUUUCGAUGUAGAAAGAAGUUGAGGUAGAUGUAAAAGAAUGUUAAAAUGCUUUUUGAUUAUUUUAGGUAAAUAUUAGGGAUGUAAUUAACGUUUCCGUUUUUAUUUGAUAUGUUUUAGCUGAUAUUACUUUUGUUUUUGAUUAGACUUUUACGUUUGACCUUUGAAAUGCCUAAAACAUUCUUUUUCAGUUCUGAACUCGAACGAAGAAAGCCCAAACAAAAUGAAGACGACGAGAUUGGAUGGCAGACGUUCCAGAUCGUCCCAGCGACGACAACGUGCUUCAUCGUUGAGCGAUGAUUCAGAAGACGAGAUUGUUUUUGACAGAGUAAGAAUUUUGUUAUUUUGUUUGAAAUUUAGGUUUAUUGCUAUGUUCUACUGCAUAAGGAAGCAUAGGAACUUUUUAUUAGGCCUUCAAAACAUAAAUUAGGCUUACAAAAUGAAGACGGGUUUAUUAUGGACGUUUUAACGAUAUUAUCAUAGACAUUGAAGCUUUUUUAGCCUUUUAAUGUUGUCAUUCUUGCAGAACGCUCUUUUAAACGCACGGAAACGACGUAGGCGAAGACGAUCGUCUUCUCGUUCAACCAGCGAUUUGAAUUCGAUUCCAGAAUCUAAACGAUGCAAAAUUACUUGUUUGUUUCUUACUUUUUUACUUAUGGUAAGUUCUUUUUAAAAUAAAGCUCAAACGGUGAAUUUUUUGUUGUUUUAGCUAAAGAACAAGAUAGUUUAUAUUAACUGAUAGUGUUGUAUUAAUAUCUCAAAGAGUUACAGAGUUACGUUAAUUAAAAGUGGCAAUGAUCAGAAGCCUUUAAUUCUGUUUUUACAAUUUUUAAAGCCUUUAUAGUAUAUAAUACAUGUAUUUUUUAGGGUAUGUCUACAGCGUAUCUCGCAUUCAAAAGGCCAAAGGUUGUAUAUGAAACCGCUUCUGAACAGUUAAGCGACUAUUCAUCAAUAUUAACUUAUGGAGGUCUUGGUUACCUGAUCGGAACCUAUUUACGUAUGUUUCUGUAUUUUUCUUAAGUUUUUAGGUAACAAAGUUGAUUUUUUGUUUACUGGAAAUAUUAUCAGGGAUUUGUUUAAACGUUUUUUGUUAUUUUAUAUAGAAUGUUAAAUUAAGUUGUUUAUGUGAAGAUAAAACUUCAAAACUUGUUAUAAAUUCCGUUCUUUUAGUGUCUUUAAUAUUCACACGUCUCAACGCGUUCAUAGCCUUGUUUCUACUGGUAGUAGCAUUAAUUUGCUUGACGGGCUUCUUAGUUUAUUCCACAUCAGUAUCAACAAUCAUAUUAUUGUUCACGUUACAACAAAUGGUGUACGGCGCGAUGGAGAAGGGUGGUUUUCUGAUGGUACACGGUAUCUUCAAAGGAAACACCAAGUUGUUUUUCAUGCUAAUUGCUGCCUACUCACUUGGUGCUGGAAUUGGGGGUACCGUGGCACAGGAUAGAGUGUUCUGGGCGAGUGCUAAGAAUGAUCAGAGUUUGAGAGUGAAAAGGGAGUUGAUGCCAGUUUUCAAUUUUGAGAAUAGUACUCUGCCGUUCUUGGAGGUGGCUACAAGGUAAGGAAAAGGCUUUUUUUAGACUGGGGAGAGGGGUGUUUUUUGGGUUAAACUUGGCUUUUUGAGCUUUAAAGGGUAUUUUAGUGGUUUAAAACGUGGUCUUUUAGUUAUGAAUAAUUUUUCUUUCAGGCCCCACUCAGCUGUAGGUAUAGAAACAGACGAGAACCCAAAAACCCAAGAGAAUCAAGAACGGCGAAAGGAUAUUGAGGACAAGAAGAACAAAGAAAUAGCAACGAAGCUACUAGAAGAUAAGGAAAAGCUGAAAAACAAUCUACCUUUAACAAAAGCUGCUGAAAACACGAUUAAAAAUCGCACAGAAAGCUCCGAUGAGACUGUGGAAAAGACUUCUAAAAAGCCUUCAACAACUACAACAGUUGCAGCAACUAAAACAACUUCAGCAACAAAAUUGGUCACUCAAGCUAUGGAGAAAAAGGAGAAGAUGCUGAAUUUCAGUCGAUCCCGAAAUCGACUGGCUACGGAUCCACCGUCGAUAUUUAGCAAUAUGAAGGAGAAGGUCGAGGAGAAUGUGCUGCAACUCUCGGAUCUUCAGUAUAUGGUUGCACCUCUUUUUAUGCCCGUCUACUCUAUAUUGGCUUUCAUUACGGUAGCAGCGUUCGUCGUGGGAUUCUGUGCUUGUUGUUUGCGGUUUCAGUGCAUCGCUGAUGUUAGAAUUGCACAGGUAAAUAGAGUUCAAGUAUGUAGCCAGGGGGGUGUGUGGGAAUGGAUUUUAAAUUUUUAUGCAAAUUUGUAUUAUUUUUUUUGGUAUGUAUAGAUGAAUAUGGCUAUAUAGUGUGUGGGAAUAAGAUCAAUAUGCAUACAUAGCAUAUGGGAAUAACAAUAUUAGGCAAUUAUUAUGUUUCUAUUGUGCAUUGAGGUUCGGAUAAUUUUUUUGCACGGUGCAGACCUUUUUAGUUGAUUGCACGAUGCAAGGCUUUUCUAGUAGAUUGCACUGUGCAAGAACUUUUUAGUGGACUGCACGGUGCAAAAGCUUUUUGACUGCACAGUGCAACAGCUCUUUGACUGCAUGGUGCAAAAUUUUUCUUGACUUCACAGUGCAGAUGCUUGGAACCUUAAAUUUAACCGCACCGUGCAAAUUUAAAGAAAUGAACAUAUUAGUAAUCCUAAUUGAAAUGUCGUCCAUUUCAGCUCGACCUAGAUGUAAAUUCAUACCCGGAAGAUACUUGGCUAGUAACAUUUUUAUCAGUUUGGUCAACCGGCUUCCAAGCGAUUCCAGAAUUCUUACUUAUCAACGGAUUACCGGCCCUUAUCCACAACUAUAUCAACGAUGUCACUGUGGAACAGGGAAUGCUGUUUUGCAGUUCGUUUUGGUUCGCCAGCUUUUUGGCUAGACUGUUCUUUGUUUGGAGGUGAGGAUUUAAGAUUUUUGGGUUUGAGUUUAUAAAAAAUGGCAUUUUAUGGUUGGAAAAUGGCGUUUUAUGGUUGAAAAAUGGGAAUUUAGGGUUGAACAUGUCUUGAAGAUGGGUUAACAUUGAAAUUUUAGAAUAAAAAUUUUGGUAUUUUGCUAUUUUUAUAAAAAUAUUCAUCUUACUAUGGAAAUAUGAUUUUAGGGACGAUUUGGCCAUUUCUGUCAAAACUUUAAAACUCUACUACCUGAUCGGAUUCCCAACCGUACUGUUAACCUUUCCAUUGUACACUCCAAGUGAGGCGACGGUGUUUGCUGGGCUUAUGGCUAUUGUAAGUUAUUAAGGCUAAAAGUUAUUUUUAAGGAUAAAUAUUGUUUUUUAAGCCUAAAGAUGGCUUUUAAGCUCAAAAAUGGUUUCUUAAGCCUAAAAAUUGUUUUUAAGCCGAAAAGUUAAUUUUGAUUGCUAAUAAAAAGAUUAUAAACCUAAAAGUCGGUUUUCUUCACCUACUUUGUUAAUAAUAUUAUUAUAGGCAAUCUUCGUUCUCCCCCUACCCCUAAUCACAAGUUUGUGGGCCCACACCAAGCUCAAGAACUCGCCUUCUAUUACCACACUUCGCUAUUUCCUAGCCAUGUCUUCCAUUAGACUGUCCGCACCAUCUUUGGCCAUAAGAGCAGAUUCAUUUGCUAUCGGGUCGACAAUCGCGUUGUCAAUGGUGCUAAGCGUACUGCUGAUUGUGUUCAUGGUGAAUAUCGUGGAAAGGAUUGGAAAAGAACGAAAAAUCGACCAGUUAACUGGAGAGUUGAAUGGUAAGAACUUUUUGAAGGGCCAAAACUUUGUUUAAAAGGCGAAAAAUAGCAAGAACUUUGUUUACAACAAAUAAAAUGGUUAAAACUUUCUUUACAUCUCAAAAAAUUGCAAGAAACUUCUUUACGAAGUAGGAAAUGACAAGAACUUUCCUUACAGCCAUAAAAUGGCACGUACUUUCUUUACAAAACAUCAAAUAGCAAGAACUUUUUUUACAAAACAAAAAAUGGCAAGAACUUUCUUUAUAAAUCAAAAAAUGACAUUUUGAAUAAACCUUCAAUUUCAGGUCAACCAAGAGUGUCAAUAGGAGCCCAUUACACGCCGAAAACCAAAAAGAAUGGCAAGUACGACAUGCUGAUGGCGGACGAAAGCGACGCCGACGUCGAAAUGGAUGUGGUGUUCCAGAACGAGAAUUCCGAAUCCUCGGAUUCAGACUAG
This is a messenger RNA of Bursaphelenchus okinawaensis, 4246 nucleotides long. The record is from the annotation of a GenBank genome assembly. NCBI's taxonomy places the organism in Eukaryota, Metazoa, Nematoda, Chromadorea, Rhabditida, Aphelenchoididae.